CUUCACAGGGAUUUUUCUUCUUGGCUGGUUUUAUAGCUGUUGACAUGAUAUAUACAUGUUCUUAAGAGUAUGAAGAGGAAUGGGUUAACCGCAGUCGGAGGAGAAAGGUAGCUGUCCUUCAUUUUUUCAUGUUUUAUAUUUUUGGUUGUCUUGAUUCCUUGGCAGGCAAAAUCGGGCAUCCAAUCUCCCACCUCCAGUAUACCAUUCCCCCCCCCCUAAUGCCAAUAUGCGUGGAAUGCGAUGCUCCAGUUGCCACUCUCUACACAGAAUAUAGCAAAGAGAACAUUCGUCUUACAUCAUGUGAAAAGUGCAACCACUUUGCCGAUAAAUACAUAGAAUUUGAUUUUGUCAUCAUAUUUAUCGACAUGCUAUUGCAUAAACCACAAGUCUAUAGACACCUUUUGUUCAAUCGCAUCACUUACACCGAUGAAAAGAGCAUAGAGCCAAAUAUCAUGAAGCUGGCUGUACUACUAAUCCUUUUCGAAGUCUAUAUUAAAUGGUUCAGACUGGAGAAAUACUACACUGGAUCAGAUUCAACAUUCAUGGAACAACCUCUGUUUUAUCAAUACUUGUAUAUUCUUCUACUGUGUAUCAUAGAAUUUGUUGCUGUUCAUCUCGGAGUUCACAUCGCUGUUCGAUGGCUGUUCCGAGGACAAAAAUCCCAGAGUAUUAGACAUAACUAUAUCACUAUGGCACUGAUCGUUUCAAGCUUUGGAAAGAUGCUGUUGAUCUUAAUGGUUAUUUGGGAUUAUAAGCAGCUAGAGUACUCAUGGCUAGUCAGCAUCAUUGUUCUUACUUCCAACAUCGAGGCCUUAUCUGUGUUCUUGCACAUUGGUUAUCUCAAAGCUUGCAGCAUUAUCGGCUUUGGCAUUGCCCUCAAAUUACUUGCUCAGCUUCUCUUCCUUGGAACCACUUAUAAAGGAACGGACAGUCUUCUUAGUUUCACGUAUACUGGUUCUAAAUUACUAAGUAUCUGAACUACAGCCACCACAUUGAAUAAAUAUGGUUGAGUCAAAAGCAAUGGGAUUGGAUGAUUUAGUUAUGAGAUAUGUGGUGUCGAGUGUGAUAUGCAAUUGGUCCGAAACGAUCUGCGAAUGUUCUGUGUGUCACACACAGCGUGUAACAAA
This is a messenger RNA of Umbelopsis ramanniana AG, 1127 nucleotides long. RefSeq lists its product as uncharacterized. The record is from RefSeq and is a predicted model, not a curated record. The transcript has 7 exons. NCBI's taxonomy places the organism in Eukaryota, Fungi, Mucoromycota, Umbelopsidomycetes, Umbelopsidales, Umbelopsidaceae. Gene Ontology annotation, biological process: sphingolipid metabolic process; sterol metabolic process; regulation of plasma membrane sterol distribution. Bases 129 to 977 code for a protein of 282 amino acids. Gene Ontology annotation, cellular component: Golgi apparatus; cortical endoplasmic reticulum.